GCACCGACACAGGAGGAAUUUUUACCUCUCCGUGGGAAUUUCCCAGUCGCGUACCAGGACGGUACUUCUUGGUUUUUGUCGCUGUUAAUAGAGAGCAUACAUGGCGAUGGAGGACGAGGAUAAUAAUACAGCGGUCGUGGCGACUAACACCCAAACGGGCAUCAAGAAAGGAGAUAACGGGGCUUGCAUAGACAGGCAGCCGGACACGGUGGUCCACCGAGCGGGGCUGAAUCAGACUGCAGGUCGCGGCAGCCGCAGUGGUCCCGGAGCUCAUGCUACAACGGGGAUACGAGUGCUAAAGCGCAACAUGAAGCGAAAUGGGAGUCGUGGCUGCGUGACAAGAAAGACCAGAUUUGGAUCACGAGAGCGGGACUGGCUCAAGGGGGACACCCAGCGGGGCUGUGUGUGUCUGUAUGGGGGAACGGUAGACCCCCAGUUACCUGCCUCUGGCCCCCAGGCUUCUUCUACCCCUCAGACAGACUUGCAGUUGGUGCUCUGCUCUACGAGCACCACAGUUGAAGAGCUGUGUGCCCAGAGGGAUGGACAGGGACUCUAUGUUCAGCUGCAUGGAGACCUAGUCAGGAGGCUGGACCCCACUGAACGACCUCUCCAUAUGGUUUAUGACUAUCUGGCAGCUAUGGGCUAUGCAGACCCUGUACGAGUACAGCAAGAGGCAGCCAACUCAGACCUCAGCUGCUUGAUCCGCUUCUACACUGAGCGUCCAGUGAACGCAGACCAGCAGGAGCGGACCCUGCUGACAGGCGUAUUCAGCGUCAGGAAGGGCAAGACACAGCUGCACAAGUGGGCUGAGCGGCAGGUCAUUCUAUGCGGCACCUGUCUAAUUGUGGCCUCUGUCAAAGAUAGCCUGACUGGGAAGAUGCACAUCCUGCCUCUGGUGGGGGGAAAGGUGGAGGAGGUGAAGCGCAGGCAACACUGUCUGAUGUUCAGCUCAGCCGGAUCACAGGCCCAGACAUACUUUGUCAACUUUGACACACUCGCGGACUACCAGCGGUGGCAUCGGCAGGCAUCAAAAGUGGUGUCUCAGACAGUGAGCCUGGUGGACCUGUCUUGCUACAGUCUGGAAGCAGUGCCAGAAUAUCUGUUUUACAGCCAGGAUAUCACUCACCUCAACCUGCGACACAACUUCAUGAGCCUACAGGGGCCUGGAGGCCUGCUCAACCUCCCCAGGUUUUCGCAGCUGAAGAGCUUGAACUUGUCUCACAACCGUCUGGGUGUGUUCCCUGAAUGUGUGUGUGAGAUCCUCACCCUGACUGAACUCAACCUCUCCUGUAAUAGUCUUCACACUGUCCCUGUGCAGAUUGGCAAUCUUCAAAGCCUGCAGACGCUGUCUUUGGAUGGAAACCACCUCAGCUCCCUGCCUGAGGAGCUGGGUGGCCUGUCCCAGCUCAACAGUCUGGGGCUCUCCUUCAACAACUUCACUCACAUCCCUGCUGUGUUGGAGAGAUUGACUGCAGUGGACAAGCUGGCCAUAGCUGGAAACAGAGUAGAGAGUCUGGAGUUGUGUACUUUGGCCAGAAUGAGCCACCUGAAAAACAUUGACCUCCGGCUGAAUGGGCUACGCUGUGUGAAGAGUGAGAGUCUAGAGGCAGUGAACCAGGUGACCCAGCUGGACUUAAGGGACAACUGCUUAGACACACUAGACCUGAGCUGUGUCUGCAACCUGGAGACUCUUCACUGCCAGCGCAACCAGCUGGGGACACUCACACUCAGUGGUUUCACACUGCGCAUGUUUCAUGCCAGCAGCAACCGCCUUACUACAGUCAACAUCUAUCCAGUCCCUAACCAGUUGACACACAUGGACUUAUCACAGAACCUUUUGGAGUACCUUCCGGACUGGGUGUGCGACUGCAGAAAGAUUGAGAUGCUAGACGUGACGCACAACCUCCUGUCUGAGCUUCCUUCCAGACUGUUCAACAGCUUGAGUUUGAGAAAGCUGCUGGCGGGGAACAAUCGUUUGCAGAGAGUGCCUGACCUACUUGACCACGUCCCUCUGGAAGCCCUAGACCUCCAGCACAACAAGCUAGUCGAGCUCCCUGAGAGUCUCUUUUACAAGGCCUUAAACCUGAAAUACUUAAAUGUAUCAGCCAAUGCCCUAGAGAGUAUUCCUCCCAGCAGCCAAUCAGAGGAGAGCCUCAGCACACUGCAGGAGCUCUACCUGACGAAGAACAACCUAAACGAGAACUGUGGUGCUCUGUUGGUGGGACACCAGAGUCUGCGGGUGCUUCACAUUGCCUACAACCAGCUGCUGUCCUUCCCUGCUAGUAAGCUGAGUAAGCUAGAACUGCUGGAGGAGCUUAAUCUAAGUGGCAACAAGCUUAAGACUAUCCCCUCCACUGUGUCCAGCUGUAAGAGACUGCAUACCCUCAUAGCACACUCCAACCACAUUACUGUCUUCCCAGAGAUCCUGAACCUGCCCGAGAUUAAGCUCGUUGAUCUAAGCUGUAAUGAGCUGACUGAGAUCCAGCUGCCAGACUCGCUGCCUGCCACUCUGCAAGAGCUGGACCUGACAGGCAACAGCAGCCUGAUGCUGGAACACAAAACCCUUAACCUCUUCAGUCACAUUACCACCCUUAAAUUAGACCAGAAAUCCACAACGUCAGCAGGAGACUCCUUGAAUGCCUCUACUCCAUGGAACCAUGGUUACUCUGAAAUGAGCGGCCAAAGGAACAAGUUGUGUGUGUCUGUGCUGGCCGUAGACCGGUUUGGAGACAGUGUGGAAGCAUGUUACGGCAUCUUCGAUGGAGACCGCAAUGAGGAAGUGCCCCGGCUGCUCCAGUGCACCAUGGGAGAUGUGCUUUGUGAGGAAGUGCAGCACUCCAGUAUAGACAGUGUGUAUAUGAGUAACACUUUCAUCACAUCACAUAGGAAACUAGGUAUGGCUGGACAGAAACUGGGUGCCUCUGCCUUGCUGUGUUAUAUCCACCAUGAGUCCUCAGAGCCAGGAGGCUACCUGAGCCUCACUGUGGCCAACGUGGGUACCUGCCAGGCAGUGCUGUGCCGGGAUGGCCGACCUGUACCUCUCUCUAAGGUUUACAGCUUGGAGAACUGCACUGAGGAGAUGGAGAGAGUCAAACUUAGCAAAGCCAUUAUUACUGAGGAUAACAAAGUAAGCGGAGUGACAUGCUGCUCUCGCCUGCUGGGCUGCUCUUAUCUGUCUCCCUGGGUGCUACCAAAGCCCUGGGUGCACACUGAGCCCCUUUUUUCCCAGGAUGAGUUCUUGAUCUUGGGGAAUCGAGCACUGUUUGAACGUGUCUCCUACCAGGAGGCAGUGUGCACUGUGCAGGCUGUGCAGGAUCCACGUGCUGCUGCCAAGAAGCUUUGCUCCCUCGCCCAGAGCUAUGGCUGCAAGGAUAACAUCGGGGCUGUGGUGGUGUCCCUGCACAUUAGUGAAGAUAGCUGUACCUGUGAGCCACCGGUCUCCACCACUGAACCACGGGGUCCUCCCCCAGCACCUUUUCCUGUGUCUAUAAUCCCAGGCUCCAAUGACACAGUCAUGCUGUCAUCCAGUAGUGGUAUUGUCUCUGAGUUUAAUAGUGAGACAUCAGCAUCAGAGGUGGGAAGCGAGGCGGGGUCCACUGCCUCUGACGAGCACCCAUCAUCGGGACCUGCCUCUCGCCCAGAGAGACGGUGUAGCCUGCACCCUGCUAGUACACUGUGUGGUAUUAUGAUGCCAGGAUCAGCUGGGCCAGGAACCCAUCCAGGCCUGUUCCAGCGGCAGCCCUCCUGUGCCACCUUCUCAAGCAAUCAGUCUGACAAUGGCUUGGACAGUGAUGAUGAAGCUCCUCUCGAGGGUGUGAUCUCCAAUGGCAGCAAGUUAGAAGUGGAGGUAGACAUUCACUGCUGUGCUUUCCAGCUACGGUCAGGAGCCCCUGAGAGCCCCAAAGACCUGGACUUUGAAAAGCGAGGCUCUGACUAUCCCAAUGGCAAAACACGCAGACAGAACACUGUGGUGGUGUCUGCAACAAACGGCUGCCUGCUGGCAGUUUGUGGGAGAGAGAUUGCUGACCUUAAGAAGUCACCUUCCACGUGUAGCCUGUUUGGGAAGAAGCUGUCCAAUGGUUCUGUGGUGGCCCCUGAGGAUAGUCAUAAUCUCAUUGAGGUGGCCCUGGAGGCUCCCAAGAAGAAAUCUGGCUACUUCACUGCCCCAGCACAGCAGGACCCAGAGGACCAGCUGAUUGUGCCUCCUUGUCUGGAGCAGGAAGUCAGGGAGCAGCUAAGAGGCCAUAGCCCUCUAGUUUCAGGCCCCUGCGCACCAUCCACACCCCCUUCCUUAAAAGACCCCGUGUGGGAUCAUCCUCACCCUCCUGCCUUUGCCCCCAACUUGGUCCCAGGUCCAGGGCCAACUCCGAUCUUACAGCAAGAAGUCUACGAUACCGCCCUCUAGAAGGGUAACACAGCACAGUGCCACGUGGUUGCAAUUCUGUGAUCGUGCCAUUUGAGGGAAGUAGAGGAGAUUUUUCUCAUAAAUGUGGGAUAUUCCAAUUCAUGUUGCCACUCAGAUCUUUUGUGAAGACAAGACAAGCAUGUGGGACAUUGAUAGUUACAAGGUGAAGCUGUGCCAUUAAUGUGAGGUAAAAAAAGAGGUUAUGUGCAACAAUUUGGGUAUCCAAGAAAAGAAGGCAACCAAGAUCCCUGAUCAUGACAUAAUGUUGUUAAAAGGAAAGCUGACUAUCAAAGACCAAAACAAGCCUGACCUGAAAUGGGAUACCUCAUGUGUUUAAACAUGUCAGCAACAUUUCCCUUUACUUGGAAAGUCAAGAAAUCUAGAUGGUGUGUGCGGGAUCGUGUUCAGUGAGGUCAAAUCUCCUCUCCAGGGGCUAUGUGGUCUCUCAUGUCCUGGAGAGAAGCCCUGGGACUGAAACUUGAAAAAGUGCCUACUGCAGACAGCCUGGUGCUCCCGUACACCCUGUCUGUGUUUGAGGAUAGAGCUCAUUAUCUAAAUUUGGAGGACAGACAGUGUCUCCAAGAGACCAACACUGGCACAGCUACUGCUACCCUCCUCCUCCUGUGGCUUAUUAAAGGAAAAUCAAACAAUAUAAAUGCUAGUGACAUAGAAACUAGAAAAUGUAAAGACAAAAUAAUCUACAUUGCCAGAAAACUCUUGGUUGGGUUUUAUUUUAUUAACAUUUCCCACACAAUGUGUAUAGAAUCUCCUCUAUAGAAUAAAUGAAAGUAUAAUACACACUCACAACUAGCA
Molecule: messenger RNA, 5218 nt
Organism: Scomber japonicus (chub mackerel)
Lineage: Eukaryota; Metazoa; Chordata; Actinopteri; Scombriformes; Scombridae
Gene: phlpp2
Product: PH domain and leucine rich repeat protein phosphatase 2
Exons: 19
Coding region: 101-4405 (1434 amino acids)
Molecular function (GO): protein binding
Source: RefSeq, a predicted model, not a curated record